This is a messenger RNA of Melampsora larici-populina 98AG31, 2637 nucleotides long. RefSeq lists its product as uncharacterized. The transcript is spliced from 6 exons. Bases 1 to 2637 code for a protein of 878 amino acids. The record is from RefSeq and is a predicted model, not a curated record. Gene Ontology annotation, molecular function: protein binding. NCBI's taxonomy places the organism in Eukaryota, Fungi, Basidiomycota, Pucciniomycetes, Pucciniales, Melampsoraceae.
AUGCCAUAUCAUUCACCUGGUAAAUGUGCAAACCAAUCACCUAGUUUUACGGUUUCUUCAAAUCUUAUUUCGGACUUUGUGGUUUCACCUUUUGAUGAUUUAUUAGCUGUUGGUGAUGAAAAGGGAAAGGUUUCAGUGUUAAGAUUACCAAAUCAGAUCGAUUCAAAUGAACUAAACCCAAACUUUCCACCACUUCAUCAUUUCUCUCAUUCAUCAGAUGGAAGACCAAUCGAUAAACUGACCUUCAAUCCAACUACAAGUUCACUCCUAAGUACUUCAUCUGCUUCUAAUUUAUCAAUUUGGGAUUUAAACCAUUCUUCAUCAAUCCAAUCACCUGUUAUCAAUCUUGAUCAUCAUCAGCUUGGGAUUUGGGAUCUUCAAUGGAAUUGGAAUGGUGAUUUGAUCGGUUGUACUACUAAAGAUGGAAACUUAUCGAUUUGGGACCCUAGGAAUGGAAAUCGGUUGAUCGGUUCUUGUCUUUCUCAUGGGGUGGCUGGAAAGAAAUGUAGUAGGUUAGCUUGGAUUAAUAAUUAUAUCAUCACCACAGGUGUCAACAAGUUACGAGAACGUGAAAUCUCAUUGUACGAUCCAAGAGAGCUUAGUAAAGGACCUUUAAAAUCACAAACGAUUGAUAAUUCUACGGGAGUGUUGAUCCCAUUAAUUGAUCCGAAUCGAUCGAUGGUCUAUCUUUCAGGUCGAGGUGAAACAUCUGUGAGAUGGUUCGAAAUCAAUUCUACAUCUAUCAAUUCAAAUCCUAUAGAAGUACAUCAAACUAGACUCGUAGAUCCGAUUGCUGGGAUCGCCAUGGCUCCGAUCAAUCCUUCUACGGUGGAUGUGAUGAAAGCUGAGAUUUGUAAAUUGGUGAUCUUGAGUAAAAAUCAACAAGUUUUACCGGUUAUCAUUCAAGCUCCUAAGAGACAGUAUCUUGAUUUUCAUCUGGAUGUGAUGCCACCAGUUAGGAGUAUGACUGCAGCACAAACUUCUACUGAAUGGCUGAAUGGAGGAAAUGCGACCAUCGAGAUGGUUUCGCAAGACCCAGCGGACUCUGGAACUCGAUCAUCCAUCACGAAAUCUACAGACAUACCCUUGACCACCAUCACUUCAAAAGCUCAACCCACACAGCCAGAGCCAUUACCUGUUGCUUCGAAAUCUAAACCUUUUCAACAACCUACCUCGCAAGUGUCGAGCUCUGAUCAACCAGUCAGCUUACCAACUCAACCAAAGGCCUCUCAAGCAAAAGACUUGGUUCCUCCGAUUUCAUCAUUAAAUAUCAGUGAACAAACCGCCAAAUCAUCAGUACCCAAAGCUCGUUGGUCUCGAAAAUAUUUAACUGGAAAGACACCCAUGAAAGCCGAUUACGAAGACUUACAAAACCUUUCAAGUACUUUCUCAUCCGAUCGAGAGAUGAUCAAAUCCACCCCACGUUACUGUUAUGUACCAUUAGGUGGAGCCGGAGGAAAGUUGGGAGUGAUUGAAGUUCAAAAGAAGGGUAGAUUACCUACUCAUCUUCCGGCUUUCUUGUCUCAAACCGAUCUGGUGAGCUUUGAAGUUGAUCUUUUGGUCGAAGGUAGAGUUUUUGUGGGGGGUUUGGAUGGGAAGGUUAGGGUUUUUCAGGUUCCUGAGGAUGGAUUGAAGUCUGAUAUUGAAGAAGUUCAAAUGAUGUUAUCUGAUCCGAAAAUCGAUCGAAUUCAUAUUAUCAAAGCUCAUCCGAUUGCCAAAGACAUCAUUUUCGUCAUAUCUGAAGAUCAAGGUGAACCGACUUUACGGAUCUGGGACGUAAGCUCAUCUGAAAGCUCAUCAGAACCUAUAAUGAAGUUUAAGAUUCCAUGUCAAAGGGUUUCAUCAGCGAAUUGGUCAAAUGGAUCAAUGAUUGCGAUUUGUGAUAAAGAUUCAGGUUUGUAUGUGAUUGAUCCAAGGAAAAGUCAACGGGAUGGGAAAGAAGAAUGGUGUGUUGGUAAAACUCAUGAUGCUUGUCAGAAAUCUAAUCAACUUUCUUGGAUUGAUUCACAAAAGUAUUUAUUGACUACUGGAUUUAAUUCAUUAUCGAUGAGAGAAUUGAAAGUGUAUAGAGUAGAGUUUGAAAAGAAAUUGGUUUUGGAAAUUAAUCGAAUUAGUUUCGAGACCGUUUCUCUUUCUCCUUCGUUUGUGUUUUUCGAUCAAGAUCUCUCGGUGAUCUUUUGUUGGAGUAAAGGAGAAAGAAGUUUGAAUUUAAUUGAAGUGAUCAUCAACGAAGAAACGGAAGAAGAAGCAACGGAAGAGAUUAAGUUGGAAAAGUUAAUGGGAUUCUCACAUUCUAGUCUUCAACUUGGGUUUAGCUUUUUUCCAAAACAAAUCAUGAAUGUGAAGGAAAUCGAAGUAGAUCGUGCUUUGAGGUUGACUCAGAAUUCGAUUGAGGUGGUCAGCUUUAUGGUUCCUAGGAAUCGGACUGAAUUCUUUCAGGAUGAUAUAUUUAUUGAUACUUUGGACGUUUUGGAAGCUACUUUUUGGAAUGCAAAAGAAUGGAUCGAAGGAAAGGAAAAGGAAGAAAAGGAAGGAAGGGAAGGGAAGAUGGUCGGGUUGAAGCCUGAGGGGAUGAAGUGUGUUAGUGAAAUGAAGAUGGAAUCGGUUGGGAAAAGUAAACAACGUGAAUUGAUGUAA